AAUUCUCACACUCAAGGAGAAACUGCAUUUCAGCUGCUGUCACUGCUCUGAACGAAGUUCUGCUACAUCACUGGCACUUUCUUUGUCCAGUAACAUGACUAGCAAAAAAAUAAUUGCAGUGUUUGGAGCCACAGGAGCUCAGGGUGGCUCUGUGGCCAGGGCCAUUUUGGAGAGCAAAAAGUUUGCCGUGAGAGCACUGACGAGGGAUGUGACUAAACCAAAGGCGCAGGCGCUCCGGGACCUGGGCAUCGAGGUGAUCAAAGGGGACCUAGAUGAUGAAGCAUCCGUGGAAGCGGCCUUGAAGGGUACCUAUGGGGCCUUCCUGGUGACCAACUUCUGGGAGCAUUUCAGCAAAGAAAAGGAAGUAUGUCAGGGGAAGCUGGUGGCAGAUGCUGCCAAGCGCCUGGGUGUGAAGCACGUGGUGUUCAGCGGCCUGGAGAAUGUGAAGCGCCUGAGCGGCGGCAAGCUGGAGGUGCCGCACUUUGAUGCAAAGGGAGAGGUGGAGGAGUAUUUCUGGUCCAUUGGUGUUCCCAUGACCAGCGUCCGCGUGGCAGCUUACUUUGAAAACUUCCUCACCACGUGGAAGCCCGUGAAAGCCUCUGAUGGAGAUUACUACACCUUGGCAAUACCCAUGGGGGACGUCCCGAUGGAUGGGAUCUCUGUUGCUGAUGUUGGAGCAGUCGUCUGUAGUAUUUUUAAUUCUCCAGAGGAGUUUGUUGGCAAGGCCGUGGGUCUCAGUGCAGAAGCGCUAACCAUACAGCAAUAUGCUGAUGUUUUGUCCAAGGUUUUGGGGAAAGAUAUCCGAGAUGCAAAGAUGACCCCGGAAGCGUAUGAGAAGCUGGGAAUUCCUGUAGGGAAGGAGAUUGCCAACAUGUGUCGUUUCUAUCAAACGAGGCCAGACCGUGAUGUCAAGCUCACCCACCGACUAAACCCCAAGGUCAAAAGCUUCAGCCAGUUUAUCUCAGAGAACAAGGGGGCCUUCAAGGGCGUUUAAGCUGUUCGAACAGGCCCCUGACCACAUAACCUCCUUCCUCCCUGAUCCUCGUCCUCUUCCAGCACAACCUCUACGUUCACAUGAGAACAUGUUCGAAUGCAAUGGUUUGUGACCCCAGAGCCUUCCUGGCAAUUGUCUCUUCGGCAGGAAGCACUGCGGUGGUGACAUGACACACAUGUCACUUUCCAGCUAGAGAUGAGGGUGGGGCACCUGUUUGUUAAGUGAGAAGCCCCAAACCUGUCACCUUUCGUAGCUCUCUCUCCCCAGAAGCCAACCUCAGAAAGCUCUGGCCCGAGGAACUUGGAGCUUCCUCCCUCACAUGGAUGGUGGGCCACUCAGCUGCGAAAGUGACCUUGAGCCCUGGCUCAGAAACUCCACUAGGCAGCUCCAGUGUCCUCGGGUGCAUUGCCACAUUCUCAGGGAACUUUUCUGUAAUUUUAAUUUCUUAAAGUAAAAAUCUUUGCAGUGGACUUUCUGGGGAACGUGGUGUUCAAUGAACCAGCACAAGUAUUGGAAACUCUAAAGUCAGUUUGGCUUCAAGGUUGGAAGUUUGUUCUCUGCUUCGUUCAUUCCAUCAUCAAUUGACUCAUCACUCAGUUAUUCAUCAAGCCUUCUUUUAUCCACUCCACAAACUUGGUCUUUAGCACCAGCACCAAUGAUGCAUUUGUGGACUUCUCUCCCCUCCUGUUUUCUUGCUGGAGUGGUCCACUCUCCAAAGGCCGCCAUGGCUCAUUACAGAUUGUGGUUGGGUCUGUGUCAUGUCAGGGCAAGAGGGCCAUGUAACCAUGUAGCUACAAGUGAAACCCAGAGGCUCUGCAGUGGCUGAAGGCCAGGUGCUGAGGCAAGGGCUGGCUAAAGGUGGAGAAGUGGAAAGAGGAGGGGACGGAGAGCCCCAUUGUCUCUUUCUUUGUGUGUCUCUGACUCAGCAGUUUCCAUACCGUGUUGUAAUUGUCUGACUUACUGUGCUCCUCUUAGCUGUGAGAGACUUGCACUCUUCUGUAUCCUGGUGCCUGGUCCCUGAUAGGUGAUCAAUAAAUGUUGAUUGACUAAAUGA
Molecule: messenger RNA, 2048 nt
Organism: Equus caballus (horse)
Lineage: Eukaryota; Metazoa; Chordata; Mammalia; Perissodactyla; Equidae
Gene: NMRAL2
Product: nmrA-like family domain-containing protein 1
Cellular component (GO): nucleus
Source: RefSeq, a predicted model, not a curated record